AUGAUUCCAGGUCAAUCGUUCAAUCGCUCCACUUUUGAGCAGCAUCGUACUGUAAGCAGUGGAGGCACCCUUAUUGGAGGACAUCCAUUAAUCAAACAAGUUAACUCAACGCCAAUCUGCAUUUUUCGUUUCUCCUCCCGAUUCAUUCCCGUGAAUUUCAGAGGCGCCUAUGUCCUUGCCACCGGACUCGCAUGGUGCCCUGAACAUUUUGUAUGCGCUUACGAAGGUUGCGGACGUCGCCUUCUCGAAUGUGGAUUCGUCGAAGAGAAUGGCUUGAAAUUCUGCGAAGGAUGUUUCGAAGCUCACAUUGCUCCUCGUUGUGCUAAAUGCCAGAAACCAAUCAUCUCUGACUGUCUGAACGCUAUGCAGAAGAAAUGGCACCCAACUUGCUUCGUAUGCGCUCACUGCCAUAAGCCUUUCGGAAACACUGCGUUCUAUCUGGAAAAUGGAAUGGCCUAUUGCGAAAUGGACUGGAAUCAGCUGUUUACUACAAAAUGCGUAGCGUGUAAGUAUCCGAUUGAGGCUGGUGAUAGGUGGGUGGAAGCGUUGGGUAACGCUUUCCAUUCGAACUGCUUCAACUGCACGCGCUGUCAUUCGAAUUUGGAAGGAGAGAGCUUCUUUGCGAAAAACGGUCAGCCCUACUGCAAGAUGCACGCCUAA
Strongylus vulgaris is the source of this 660-nucleotide messenger RNA. The record is from the annotation of a GenBank genome assembly. Lineage: Eukaryota; Metazoa; Nematoda; Chromadorea; Rhabditida; Strongylidae.